Messenger RNA from Insectozyma verbasci, 1017 nucleotides. NCBI's taxonomy places the organism in Eukaryota, Fungi, Ascomycota, Pichiomycetes, Serinales, Debaryomycetaceae. The record is from the annotation of a GenBank genome assembly.
AUGAGUGAAUUUGAUUCAAGACUAUCUAUAAAACAACAAACUUUAAAAGAUAUAGUUCCAGAGAAGAACAAUACUCAGAAAGUGUCUACAGUUGGUGGAUUUCUUGCUGGUGGUUUUGCUGCUUGCGGUGCUGUUACUUUUACCAAUCCUAUAGAAUUGAUUAAAACUAGAAUGCAAUUACAAGGUGAAUUAACAAAGAAAUCUAACGAUGCAGUUAAGGCUUAUAAAAAUCCAUUUCAAGCAUUUGUUACAAUAUAUAAACAUGAAGGUAUAAGAGGGUUACAACAAGGUUUAAUGUGUGGAUAUUACUAUCAAUUAGGUUUAAAUGGUUGUAGAAUAGGUUUAUAUGAACCUAGUAGGUUUUAUUUAACUAAAUUUAUAUUACCUAAAUCAUUCAAUGAGGAUAUUUCAAAGAUACCACAAAAUUUAUUAGUCAAUGUCUUAGCUGGUUUUAUUUCGGGUUCGGCUGGGGCAGUUUUAGCAUCACCGUUUUUCUUAAUUAAAACUAGAAUGCAAUCGUUUUCAAAAGGUGGAGCUGCAGUUGGUCAGCAAACAUAUUAUAAAUCAGCAUGGGAUGGUAUUUCUCAAAUUUAUAAAUCCGAAGGGUUUAAAGGUUUAUAUAGAGGUGUUGAUGCGGCAAUUUUAAGAACUGGUGCUGGUUCAGCAGCUCAAUUACCAGUAUAUAAUUUGACAAAGAAUUUCAUAUUAAAACAUAAAUUGUUUAAAGAAGAUUCCUUAGCUUUGUCAUUUAUUUCAUCAUCAUGUGCUGGUUUAGGAGUUGCAAUAGUCAUGAAUCCAUGGGAUGUGGUACUAACAAGAAUGUAUAAUCAAAAGGGAAAUCUAUAUACUAGUCCGUUAGAUUGUUUUAAAAAAACAAUAAGUACAGAAGGACCAAUGGCAUUAUAUAAAGGUUUUUGGGCACAAUUAUUUAGAAUUGGACCUCAUUCAAUAUUAACAUUAAUGUUUAUGGAACAAUGUAUGAAAGUAGCAGUUAGAAUAGAAGGCAAUUUACAUUAG